AUGUGGUUGAACGUAUUGAAAAGCAGAGUGAGUGAAAAGAGUAGUUAACUAGGAAAGAGCAUGUUAAGAUAGAGCAUGUUUAUGGGAAUGUAUCCAUCUGCAUCCUUUGCAAAGUUCGAUAGAAGCAAGCCUCAUCUCAAUGUGGGAACAAUAGGUAACACACCCUUCACUUUACCACUUUUAUUUAUAUUUAAUAAUAAUAAAAUAGGCCACAUCGAUCACGGUAAAACCACUUUGACAGCAGCCAUUACUAAAUAUCUUGCAACCAAAGGUAGUGCCGAAUUCAAGGAUUAUCAUGAUAUCGAUAAGGCACCAGAAGAAAAAGCUAGAGGUAUUACAAUUAACGCUACAACUAUCGAAUAUGAGUCAUAAAAUAGACAUUAUGGUCAUGUAGAUUGCCCAGGUCACGCAGAUUACGUUAAGAAUAUGAUUACUGGUGCAGCUAGAAUGGAUGGUGGUAUAUUGGUCGUUUCAGCAGCUGAUGGCGCCAUGCCUCAAACUAGAGAACACAUUCUAUUGUGCAGACAAGUCGGUGUUAAGAAUAUUAUUGUAUUCCUCAAUAAAUGUGAUGUCGUUACUGAUCCAGAAAUGCACGAGCUCGUAGAGUUGGAAAUCAGAGAACUUCUCAACAGCUAUUAAUACAAUGGUGAUACUACUCCAAUUAUCAAGGGAAGUGCUCUCUGUGCAUUGAACGGAACUGACCCAGAACUAGGAGAAAAAGCUAUGGAGUAACUUAUUGAAGCAUUAGACAAUAAUAUCGAUAUUCCAGAAAGAGAAAUGGACAAACCAUUCCUUAUGUCAAUUGAUAGCAGCGUUAACAUCCCAGGUAGAGGUACUGUAGUUACUGGAACUAUCGAGCAUGGUAGAUGCAAAAUCAAUGAUAACGUCGAAAUGAUUGGUAUUAGGAGAAAGCCAUAGCAAACCACUAUUACAGGUAUUGAAACCUUCAAUAAACAAUUGGACUUUGGUGAGUCAGGAGAUAAUGUUGGAGUCCUAUUAAGAGGUGUGACAAAGGAGCAAGUUAAAAGAGGUAUGUGUCUUUCCAAGCCAGGCUCAAUGGAUGUCAGAAGAAACUUUCAAGCACAAUUAUAUAUCUUGAAGCCAGACGAGGGUGGAAGAUCAAAGCCAUUCUUCACUGGAUAUAGACCAUAAUGCUUCUUAAGAACUGCUGAUGUAGCAGUCGAUGUAACUCUACCCGAAGGAAUGCAAAUGGCUCUCCCAGGUGAUAACUUCACUUGCACCAUGAAGCUUAAUUACCCACUCCCACUCUAAGAUAUGCUUAGAUUUGCUCUUAGAGAGGGUGGUAAGACUGUUGCUGCUGGUGUUAUUACAAAGUGCUUAGAAGAUUCCGAGGAAGAUCUUAAGGAAGAAGAAGAGAGAGCUGCCAAAAACAAAAAGGCCAAAUGA
Molecule: messenger RNA, 1407 nt
Organism: Stylonychia lemnae
Lineage: Eukaryota; Ciliophora; Spirotrichea; Sporadotrichida; Oxytrichidae
Source: the annotation of a GenBank genome assembly